Molecule: messenger RNA, 6899 nt
Organism: Myotis davidii
Lineage: Eukaryota; Metazoa; Chordata; Mammalia; Chiroptera; Vespertilionidae
Gene: MBNL3
Product: muscleblind like splicing regulator 3
Exons: 10
Coding region: 676-1737 (353 amino acids)
Molecular function (GO): metal ion binding
Source: RefSeq, a predicted model, not a curated record
GUUUCUGAGGUGUCUUUUCUGAAAGCUCUUCUGCUUUGAUUCCACUCUAGAGCUGUCUCUUUAUAAACUCCUCUCCUUACCACCACCACCACCACCCAAAACCUGGUGUGCUCAUUCUUUUAAUUUCUUUGAUUCUCAGUUUUUCAUAGUCAAUUUCCCUCAUCCUGAUUUUGCAGCAAUUUUUUGUUUUUACAAUUGUAACAUCCUUACAAACCAUAAUCUUUAAAGCCAAGAAAUAGGGAGAAAAACUUUUCUCCCCCUGAACUGAGACCAUUUCACAAAUUGAAGGGCAGCCAACAGCAUAUGCUUUUUGCCAAAAUAAUUGAAAACAUCAACUGGAGAGCACAUAAUUCUUUUGAAAGUCCACCAGUUAUUUGAAGUAACUUUGGCAGAAGAACAAAAUAAAACACUCAAUAUUUUAACCUUUAUGGUUGCCUUCUUAGAAGUUGGUUUCUAAUUUGGUUUUUAGUUAUUCUGAUACAAUUUUUAUUGUAUGAUUGGCUUUUUGUUUGACUAGACCUAAUUUGACUUAAAUGAAAACCUAAGUGCUAACGAAGAAAUAUUUCACCAAAGCAAUCUGUGAUCUCUUUACAUUUAGCUUGAAUUCAUUUUUAAUCUUUUAACAACAGCAGUAAUACUGUCUUAGGGUGCACUUGAUUUUAUUUUGCUUUCAAUAUGACGGCUGUCAAUGUUGCCCUGGUUCGUGAUACCAAGUGGCUGACUUUAGAAGUCUGUAGAGAAUUUCAGAGAGGAACCUGUUCUCGAGCUGAUGCAGACUGCAAGUUUGCCCAUCCACCAAGAGAUUGCCAUGUGGAAAAUGGCCGUGUGGUGGCUUGUUUUGAUUCUUUAAAGGGUCGAUGUGCUAGAGAGAAUUGCAAGUACCUUCACCCUCCUCCACACUUAAAAACGCAGCUGGAAAUUAAUGGACGGAACAAUCUGAUUCAACAAAAGACUGCCGCAGCCAUGUUUGCCCAGCAGAUGCAGUUUAUGCUCCAAAAUGCUCAAAUGUCAUCACUUACUGCCUUUCCUGUGAAUCCAUCACUUGCAGCUAAUCCUACCAUGGCUUUCAAUCCUAACACGCCUCUUCUGUUUUCUGGAAAUCCGCCUCUCACAUUGCCAGGAGCUGCUGGUCCAAAACCGAUGCGUUCAGAUAAACUGGAGGUUUGCCGAGAAUUUCAGCGUGGAAAUUGUACACGUGGUGAGAACGAUUGUCGCUAUGCUCAUCCUACUGAUGUUUCUAUGAUUGAGGCGAGUGAUAAUACUGUGACCAUCUGCAUGGAUUACAUCAAAGGCCGAUGCUCCCGGGAGAAAUGCAAGUACUUUCAUCCUCCCACACACUUGCAAGCCAAACUCAAGGCAGCUCAUCACCAGAUGAACCACUCAGCUGCCACCGGGAUGGCCCUGCAGCCUGGUGCAUUUCAACUGAUACCAAAGAGAUCGGCACUUGAAAAGACUAAUGGUGCCAUCCCGCUCUUUAAUCCCAGUGUUUUCCACUGCCAACAGGCUCUGACUAACGUGCAGCUCCCACAGCCAGCCUUUAUCCCUACAGGGCAAAUACUGUGCAUGGCACCUGCUUCAAGUAUUGUGCCCAUGAUGCACGGUGCUACACCUACCACUGUGUCUGCAGCAACAACACCUGCCACCAGUGUUCCCUUCGCUGCAACAGCUACAGGCAAUCAGAUACCAGCAUUAUCAAUAGAUGAACUGAACAGUAGCAUGUUUGUUUCACAGAUGUAGAAGUUACCAAUAGAACAUUGAAAUUCUGAACAACAGAGUUAUGGAGUAUCAGAAUCUUUCCAUGAGAACCUCCAUAUGGCCUUUCUAUAUGUAGUAUUGUACGUCCUCUUCUACCAACACAACAAUAAGCAUGAUGCAGUCAAUAUACUAAACAAACAAAAAUACCAGCCAACAAAUUAAAAAGAAAGUAUUAAACAAUCAAUGGAGAUGUCAAAACAAAACAUGAAUAGAAAACGAACUACCAUCUAUCUUAUUUGAAUUAUUAGGUAGAACACUACUAUAAAAUUUUGUAAUUUGUCACACUGUUCUUUGUGAUUUUCUAAUAACUAUUAGGCUGAGUAAAUCUUCACAGUGGAUUUUUGGCUUACUGUGCAUUCUUGGUGGGUAAUGUUCAUCUGUUUUGAAGUGCUAUUACCUUACUGUUUUGUUUACACAGUAGCCUAUUAGGUUGAUUUAAAAGGUAAAAAUUAUACCAAAAUACCAUUUUCCUCAUUAAUGUAUUGUACUGUAUUGUGGUAUAUUGUGUUGUGUUACAUUUUUACAUACUACAGAGUUUUGCUGUAAUAUCUGUGGUCUUUGGUUUCGACUAAAGUGUUACUGAUGGGAAACAGAAAUAUGUGUGUUUAAAAAAUAUGACAGGUUAAUGUUAAUAUGCUUUCUCUGUUUAGAAUAUUUCUGUAGGUUUCUUGGGGCAGACAUUUUAAAAGCCUUACUUUUGAGUGUUCACAAAACCUGUUCAUAAACAUGCAUGUGAAUAAUUUAUACCUGCAGAUCUGACCUUGCAUAAUAUGAUCACAUUAGUACAUUAUUUGUGAGAGAGACAUAAUUACCUUCAAAAAACAAACAAAACAAAACAAGAAAAACAGGGAACUGCUUAAAACAUUAACCCCUAAUUUCACUCUUUAAAUGGCUUAUAAAACUAGAAUUUACCUUUAAAUGAAUCUUUCAGCAUUUAUACUAAAAAAUAUGUAAAGUGCCCAUUACAUUUUUUAUGGUUCAAGGAUCCUAUCUCCUAGGUUGAUUGUCUAAAACAGCCAUUUGUCAUCUUCAGUUGAAAAAUUGGUACUUGGAGACUUAAAGAUAUGCUAAUUACAGAUAAUAAAUUAAACGGGCAUAUGGGGACAUGGAGAUGCUUUUUACACAUUGGAGAAAAGCCUGUAAAAAUCAUUGGAUUGCUACCUUUUACACAAGAGCCAUUUCUCAAUGCAAAUGUCUUAUGCUCUUUAUAAUAAGUAAGGUGCAAUCUAGCAAAAGUCUGUCAGGGUGAAAGAGAAUUAGUUCCAAGUGAGGCCUUUCCUCCCCAAAUGGACAAUCUUUUCUAUUGAUCACAGUUGGAACCUGAGUAUAGGAUUAGAGAAAUGGCGGGGGUGGGAAGGACGAUGGAAAGACAUUUAAAAUUAUUCUUUGAUUUAUUUAAAAGUUCUAGGAAGGAUAUCCACAGUUGGCUAGUUCGGCCGAGUUUUCAGUUUUAUUAAACACCUCAGUGAAGUAGCAGUAGACUGUGAUAUAUGUUAAGUGUUGCUUUCCCCAAACUUUAUUAACAAGAGUCUCUCUCAUCAAAACCAAUAUUGAUUUGGAUUCGUUUGUUUUUAUAUGUAUUUGAAAAUUAUAACAGAGAGGUGUUUAAGACCCUUUGGAUGAGACAGAGUGGCUGCACUCCACAGACCUGAACUGAAUUCACAUUACUAAUUUUUAUGAAUUAAAUUUAUAACCAAGUAAAAUAGUAAUUAAUUCCUGUUAUAUGAGAUGCCUCAUCCACCUUACUCACUUAUUAAAGUUACUAUUAUUAUACAGUAGUGGAACCAUAUGAUAUUUUACAUCAACUUAGAUUUAAUGUUUUCUAGUUCAUGAAAAUGACAAAGAAAAUCUGAUUUAGGAUACCUUAGGCAGGCUAGUAGUGUUUGAAUCACAGAUCAAUGGAGUUGGUAAAACCUUUUCACAGAAGAUGAAACUGAGGCCCAGGGCAUCUCAUUGGCCAUUACUGUGCUCAGUUGGGCACAGUCAGACACCAAUAUCUCCAGGCUCCCAGUUGUUCCUCUGUUUUACAUCGUUUGUACUUCAGGACAUUUGAGACUCCAUCCCAAAGCUGAUCAAAUUGGCUCAGAAUACAAAAGAGCAAAAUUAGCUGUAUCCUGUUGAUCUUAAUUAUCAAUCCAAAUCAUGAUCAUCAGUGAUAUCUAACUGGUAUUGCUUAUAUGGAGCCAUCGCCAUUUAUUUACAGUAUUGCCUGGAGUUAAAGAACAAGCGGUGUUCUGACUUUUACCUAUUGAUUCUUUGAACCACUUAAUUUCUAUUUCCUCAAAUCUUAACAUUGAUAGAGAAGAAAGUAGAGUACAUCUUUGUGAAAUUGCAUGUGUUUGGAACUGAGUUUUGUUAAACCUAUGUCAGUGCCUCCCCAGAAGGGUAGAUCUGAUCACAGGACUCCAGGAAGGAUGCACCUAAGCUAGUCUGGAUGUAUUCCUAAAGGGGAUAGAGAUGUUUCAGGGUAAAAUGAACUUCUUUGUGUAGUUUGAUAUUUUUGAUGCAACAUGCUGUCUCAUUUAACUUUUUAAACUUCUGAUGAAGAUGUGCAUAGACAGCAAACCUAGAGUACAGUUGUUUUCAUGUUGCUUUAAGCACUGGACGACAUUAAUAAAGACUUAUAUUUUAGUAAGAGGUUUGGUGAGAAAUAUUCAGGGUAGUUGAAUUUUGGGUGCCACAAUUUUUUUGUUGUUGGCAUUUUAAAAAUUGUUUUAUAAAUGAAUUUAAAGAAAGAAAAGUCAAAGCACUAAAGUUUUGAUACAUGUGCAAAAGAAUUUUGACAUGAUACUAUUUUAAGAUAACAUGUUUUAGUUGUGCAAUGACUUGUGCAACAUCUUUAUUCAAGAAAAGAAAAGAAGAUUAGUCAUUAGACUAUAAAUUUUCAGAUAAAAAGAGAAGUCACAAAAUUAAUCAGUGACUCUAAACAGUAAUUUACUGAAUGAAUUGUAUAUAUAAAAUUCUAAUCACUUGUGAUUCUUAGGUAAGAUUUUAUAAGCUUUGUAAUUUACAAGGGCCUCUAUUUUUAAUUAUCCAAAAUUGUGUUUGUUCAUUUCUCUCAGCCUUUUGCAAAAAUAUGCAAUAGUGCUGACACUUGGACAAAAUAAGUCAUGUAUACAGAUAAAAUAAUCUAAAAAUUAUCUUUUAAGAGGGUUUUAGUAGUGUCAACUUUUUAUAAAAAGCACUGUGACCAUAAGUAUAAUUUAAAGGGAGAUUAAGAUUACAUCAAAAUUAAAUGGAUUCAUAAAAUUGGUAUUUAAAUACAGUAUUUUCUUUUGCAAUCGGAGCAUGACUCUGUAACCAGCUAUUGCAUUUCAUUUCACUUGUCUAGAUUAGUCUUUAAUUUGUAGUUGAUUGUGAUGUGAAAAGCCAUCUUCUCCCUAGUCCAUCAAUCUUCUCCAUCCAUUUUUAACAUGUUUUAAAGUACUUUGAUUUUGCCGGAAGUGUUGUCCUAUAUCACUGGGCUGUGUUCACUAGUUGGUAGCCUCACCAGCUCUCAAAUUAGGAAAAAGCAAGUACCUCCUCACUACCAUCAGUAGGAACCAAAUAAAAUUAACCUUUACAACGUGAAUCAGUUUUUAAUAGCCUGUCCAGUAAGAAUAGUAAUGCCUGAAUAAGGAAAACAUUGACCUUAAAUUGUAUUAAAUAAUAUGUAAAGAAGGCCUAUUGCUACUUGGAAUGUUAUUGGGUUCCUUUUCCAUGCCUUUGGAGAGAGUAGAUGAGGAUGCUCUUAGGUAAAUGCAGCCACAAGGUUUUCAAGUUUUUGUAAUCUGUAGGAUAGGUUGUUUUGCACAGAACUAUUAGAAACUGGAAUCCUCUUUUAUUUUUUAACUCUUCUACAUUUCACACACAUUGAAAUAGAAAUGGGGAAAUAUGAUUUCCCAAUUCUGUUGCAUAGAUUUAGAGAGAUAGUGGCCUAUUUUUAAUUUUACCAGUGCCUGUUAAAAGUAAUAGAAUAAAUAGUAUGUAAAAGGGUAUAACUUUUUUACAAAUUUAGUUGAUAACCUAAUGAAACUGUAAAUAUAAUGACAAAUUAAGGUUUUUAGCACCAGCUCACUAAUUGGUGCCAUGUUUUCAUUUUUUUCUUGUUAGUUUUUAAGGUUUUGAUUUUAUUACUUUUUAUAUUGCUAAGUGACUAAUGAAUUUACUUUUGAAGGAGAAGUAGAGAAAGUUUAAGAUUUUACUACAUGUGUUCAACCUUCUUAGAUAGGUUCUAAACUGACACUGAAGCAUAACAAGAUAUAGAUUAUAAUCCAUAACUAUUCUUUACAGUUCACAGUUUAAGAACAAACUUUAUAUACAAAUAAUAACUUUAACUAAUUAUAUUUAGUUGCUUUAGCAACAAAACUACAACAUGGCUACCUUUAGACACCUUUUUGGUGAAAAUUUUAUUUGUAAACUAUACAUGGUUUUUGACAGUAUGAGCAUGUAGAAGAUACAUCUCAAAUCUCAGAAAACAUAUAUGGUUGAUUUUCUUUUUGUCCAAAAUUCCCAUUUGAAAGCUGAAUUUGUGUCCUCGUGUGACUUUUUUUUAUCAAAAAGUUUACAAGUCGUGGAUUCUAAAAUCAAGCUUUAUAGCUUAUAGAAUUUGUUGUGUGUGUAGGGUUUUAUUCCACAGUAUUUGGACUUCAAAACAAAAUUGUGAUAUUUAUGUUACCUGACCUUUUUUUUCAUAACUUCAUUUAUUUAAAAUUAAACAAGUGGCAUAGCUGUAACUGCAGAGAUUCUCUUUUCUGGAAUUACAUACUUACACAAAUAUAUCCAAAUGAGGAUUAAAGAAUGAUAAAAGCAUACUAUUAAAUUAAUUCACUUGCAAAAACAUGCAUAAAGAUACUGUGGAAUAACCCUUUAACAGUGUUGAAGAGACAUAUGCUGCAGUUAACUGACUGCCUCAGUUAGGGUGCGAAUGUGUGAGACACACCUUUUUUGCACUUAUGUACAUAGUCCAUGAAAGCAAUCCUUGGAGGUUUUUUUUAAAUAUAAGAAGUCUGUGAGAAUAGUGGAAAAGUUAAUAAGAGAGAGUUACUUCUAAGGCUUUGAGAGGGAGAGAUGUUGCUUUGCUGUUGUGAAGGCUUUCUAGUUUGCUACAGCUGACCAAAAGAGUAGACUGGUAACAGGUAGCAGCUCAACUUCAGCUAGCAGCA